UAUCUCACACUCAGGCUUGCCUUGUGUGAUUUCCCCUCUCUCUUCUUCCUUCAACCUCCUCCUCUCUCCCCCCAACAACUGUAAUCAUGUCUGGCCGUGGUAAGGGUGGCAAGGGCCUCGGUAAGGUCGGCGCCAAGCGUCACCGCAAGGUCCUCCGCGAUAACAUCCGCUCCAUCACCAAGCCCGCCAUCCGCCGUCUGGCUCGUCGUGGUGGUGUCAAGCGUAUCUCCGCCCUCAUCUACGAGGAGACCCGCUCCGUCCUCAAGAUCUUCCUCGAGAACGUCGUCCGCGACUCCGUCACCUACACCGAGCACGCCAAGCGCAAGACCGUCACCGCCACCGAUGUGGUCUACGCUCUCAAGCGCCAGGGCCACACCCUCUACGGUUACUAAGCGUCUGCUUCGCCGUGAGCACGCGCCCUCCCUCCGCCAUGGUCCUCCUCCUUGGCGCGCGAUGGGCAGUAGAAAAAAAAAUAUCCAAAAGCCUCAGUAUCUUCCCUUCGUGUGUGCUGCACGCGCCGCGUGCGCGCGCCCGAGCACGCCUCCCCCGCCUCGCUCCUCUAGUAGCAGCGACGGCCUGAGUCGGCCAAGCAGUGUCCUCUGAGACUCUCUGCUUUCCUUCUCACCCAACACAACCCCCCCCCGGUGUUUUCUAACACCACACAAAUUAAUAAUUGAAGCUUCUCCC
This is a messenger RNA of Fonticula alba, 687 nucleotides long. RefSeq names its product histone H4. Gene Ontology annotation, biological process: nucleosome assembly. The transcript has a single exon. Gene Ontology annotation, cellular component: nucleosome. Lineage: Eukaryota; Rotosphaerida; Fonticulaceae. The record is from RefSeq and is a predicted model, not a curated record. Bases 87 to 392 code for a protein of 101 amino acids. Gene Ontology annotation, molecular function: structural constituent of chromatin; DNA binding; protein heterodimerization activity.